This is a messenger RNA of Centropristis striata (black sea bass), 3664 nucleotides long. RefSeq names its product programmed cell death 6 interacting protein (gene pdcd6ip). Gene Ontology annotation, biological process: mitotic cytokinesis. Gene Ontology annotation, molecular function: protein binding. Lineage: Eukaryota; Metazoa; Chordata; Actinopteri; Perciformes; Serranidae. Bases 102 to 2753 code for a protein of 883 amino acids. Gene Ontology annotation, cellular component: endosome. The record is from RefSeq and is a predicted model, not a curated record. The transcript has 18 exons.
CUGUCAGAAUCCAGGAAGUGGUCUCUGGCUGUUGUUUGUGUUCGUUGGUCGCUAAUCGUCUCUGUUUUUUCUGCUUUAAUAUAUCGCUUUCACGGGCCGAAAUGGCGACGUUUAUUUCAGUCCCGUUGAAAAAGUCCUCUGAGGUGGAUCUGGUGAAACCGUUGUCGAAAUUUGUUACAGCCACAUAUCCAGCAGGCGAGGAGCAGGCGGAGUAUAUCCGCGCCGUGGAGGAGUUGAACAAGCUCCGCAGGAGCGCGUUAGGAAGGCCGCUGGACAAACACGAGAGCUCCCUGGAGAUCCUGCUCAGAUACUAUGACCAACUGUGUGCUGUUGAGCCCAAGUUCCCCUUCUGUGAAAACCAGCUCUGCCUAACCUUCACAUGGAAAGAUGCCUUUGAUAAAGGAUCUUUGUUCGGUGGCUCAGUCAAGCUCGCUUUGGCUAGUUUGGGCUACGAGAAGACAUGUGUGCUGUUCAACGCAGCAGCGUUGGCCAGUCAGAUCGCCUCCGAGCAGAAUCUGGACAAUGACGAGGGACUGAAGGCUGCAGCCAGAUACUAUCAGCUGGCCAGCGGAGCGUUUGGCCACAUCAAGGACACAGUGCUGUCGGCGCUGAACAGGGAGCCCACCAUGGACAUCUCCCCAGAGACCGUGGGCACCCUGAGCCAGAUCAUGCUGGCCCAGGCCCAAGAGGUCUUCUUCCUCAAAGCCACUUCAGAUAAGAUGAAAGAUGCUGUUAUCGCAAAGCUGGCCAAUCAGGCAGCAGAUUUCUACGGCGACGCCUUCAAGCAGUGCCAGUACAAAGACAACCUUCCCAAGUAUUUUUAUUUUCAGGAAGUGCUGCCGGUGCUGGCGGCCAAACACUGCAUCAUGCAAGCCAACGCUGAGUUGCACCAGAGUGUCCUGGCCAAGCAGAAGAAGCGCUUUGGAGAGGAGAUCGCUCGCCUGCAGCACGCAGCAGAGUUGGUGAAGACUGUGGCGUCUCGUUAUGACGAAUAUGUGAGUGUCAAGGACCUGAGUGACAAGAUCAGCCGCGCCCUCGCCGCAGCCAAGAAAGACAAUGACUUUAUCUACCACGACCGUGUGCCUGAGAUCAAGGAUCUGGAACAUAUCGGCAAGGCAGCGCUGGUCAAAUCCACCGCAAUCACACCUCCACUUAGCCAGAAAUUCACAGACUUGUUUGAGAAGAUGGUCCCCAUGGCGGUGCAGCAGUCUAUGAGCAUUUAUAACCAGAGGAAGGCUGAGACUGUAAACAGACUGGUGGGGACGAUGAGGGAGGCCACCAAUCUCUGUAACGGGGUGUUGGCAUCUCUCAACCUGCCAGCUGCUCUGGAGGACCUAUCAGGAGACUCUAUCCCACAAUCCAUUGCUGAGAAGGCCCGUGCCAUCGUUCAGAUGGGAGGACUGCAGAGCAUCGAGCAGCUAAUCAAAGACCUCCCUGAGCUUCUGACCCGCAACAGAGAGAUCCUGGACGAGUCCCUGAAGAUGUUGGACGACGAAGAGACGACAGACAACGAGCUGAGAACCAAGUUCAACCAGCGCUGGAACAGAACCCCUUCUGGAGACCUCUACAAGCCCCUCCGUGCAGAGGGAGCUAACUUCCGCAACAUCUUGGACAAGGCUGUGCAGGCGGACCAGGUGGUGAGGGACCGCUACACUGCCCACUGUGACAUGAUCACCCUGCUGUGUAAACCAGAGAACGAGCUCAAUGCUGCCAUCCCCUCCGCCAACCCCACCAAGACGCUGCAGGGCAGCGAGGUCGUGAACGUGCUGCGCUCCCAGCUCGCUCAGCUGGACGAGAUGAAGAAGGAAAGAGAGACGCUGGAGGGAGAGAUCAAGGCCGUGACCUUUGACAUGUCUACCACCUUCCUGACAGCGCUCGCCCACGACGGGGCCAUCAGCGAGGAGCAGCUGUCCCUCUCCCAGCUCGACCAGUUGUAUGGCAGCUACAACCAGAGGGUACAGGCCACGCUCCGCACGCAGGAAGACCUGCUGGGACAAGUUCAGACGUCCCACCAAGAGUUCAGCAGCCUGAAACAGUCCAACACAGAGGCCAACCAGAGGGAGGAGGUCCUGAAGAAGCUGGCUUCAGCCCAUGACAGCUACGUUGAGAUCAGCAACAACCUGCGCGAAGGCACCAAGUUCUACAACGACCUGACAGAAAUCCUGCUUAAGUUCCAGAACAAAUGCAGCGACAUCGUUUUCGCUCGCAAGACAGAGCGGGAUGAACUACUUAAGGACCUGCAGCAGAGCAUCGCCCGAGAGCCCAGCGCUCCAAACUUCAACGUUCCUGCAUAUCAGAGCACCCCAGCUGCCCCGGCUGCUGGCAACCCAACCCCUGCACCCAGGACCGUCUUUGCCCAGCAGCCUCAACAAGCCCCACAGCAGCCCCAGGCGAAGCCCAUGCCCCCUGCCAGGCCUCCUCCACCCAGCUUCAACCCUCAGGCAGCUUCAGCAGCUCCCACCAAUGCACCACCCACUGGCCCUCCCAACACCAACCCACCACCUGUGGCUCCACCAUCCCAGGCCCAGGGGCCACCUUACCCCAACUAUCAAGGCUAUCCAGGAUACUACCAGAUGCCAAUGGGCUACAACCCCUACGCUUACGGCCAGUACAACAUGCCCAACAUGCCCUACAUGCCCUACCAGCAGAAUCCAGGACAGGGAGGCUACCCAGCAGCCCCUCCUGCAGGACAACCGUACCCUGGCUACCCCCAACAGCCCCCCCAGCAGCAGCCCUACUACCCUCAGCAAUAAUUCCCCCCUCAGUCCCCUCGUUCCUCUUCUCACCAGUUAACACCAAAUAAAAAAUACCCCCAGCAAUAACACUUCAUCUCCAUUAGCUCCCUGUCCUCUCAUCUUUUGUUUUCUCUCACUAACAGCAGCUAUAGAAACCCUAGUGAAGGGGGACCUCCGAGCUGCUUUGCACUUUUCUCUGAAACUCUUUUAUUACUUUGGCACCUCUUUUUCCUGUCGCCCUCCCCUUUUUCUAUUCUAGCUCAAGUGGUCUGGGUUCGGACGGCACUUUUCUUCUCAACUUUCAUCAACGCACUAACCCCUCUUUUGCUUGUACGAUUAUUUUUUACGUAAACAUUUUCUAAUGGUUUUGUUAACUGUUUAAUUUAAACCCUAACUGGUUUCCACUGAUAACUGACUCUUCUGUCUGGGCUGGACUGCUGUACUACACUCACGGAGGAUCCUAGGACGGUUUCCUCGUUUCCUGGUUUGGGUGUGCAUGUUGGGUGGGCGGAUUGGUGGCCAUUACUAGUCAUGCCACUGAUGGGAGGGCACAGUCACAUCCUCACCCCCCCACCCACUCAAUCAACCCCCAGUGCUUCUGUAUCAACUAUAUUCCUAUUUUUGUAAUGAAUACUGAUGCCUCGCUGAUGUAUAAACCUAUAAAAACGAAUGGCCUGUAGGUUUUCUAAUGUAGAUGAUGACUGUUGAGACUUCUGCUCUUUUUUUCUCUCUCACCCAGGGAAUGUUGGUAUAUUUCUGUGUUACAAUCAGAGGCUAUACAAGUGGGAGAAAUGGCUCUAUUAUAUAAAUAUAUGUAUAAAUAAGACUCUGUAAGUGGUUAACCGAGACACUCUGUGUGCUGCACUCUCAUGCUCUUUGUGUUUAUUUUUAUUCCUCAGCUCUAAUGUGAUUAAAAACAUCAACUGCCA